GACAAUUGGCAACACAAUUGUUAAAUGCAGACUCUGUUAGACGUAAAGAUUCUAGAAUUUGUAUCGUUAGUUCAGGUUUAGUAAUUUUACAAAUUCCUUGCAAAUGGAGCAAAAUGAAGGUACGCCUGUUGGCUAUGGACGAGGGCGACCUACUGAUACUGGAGCACUUCGGCGGCCUUUAGCAUAUAACACGUAUGCAAGCCAAGAUUUUGUACCAACAGAAGGCAGCAAUCCAAAUGGAUUAUUCGCCGAGACAUCAUGGCAUGAUCCUUCGAGAGAUUUUUCUUAUAUGGCUUCACCAUCUGGAGAUCAUGCACGUCCUCAAAAUCACAGUGUAACUCCAGAUUCAAAUUCUAGUGAAAGGAAACCUGUCUCAUUUUCAAAGUUGUCUCCUUAUGCAGAAGUAUUUGUACCCAGAAAUUUUAGGCCUGAACCCAGAGUUCCGCCAGCUGAGGUACCAGAAGAAUCUCUCAUAGAUUCUUUAUCUGAUUCUUAUCCUGUUCAAGAAUUACGUUCUUUUUUGAAUGAAAUAACAAUGUGUCCUGGUAAAUUUGAAAGGAGAAUUCAGCCACUGACUGAGACUUUAAAUUCCAUGGUGGAUGAUGAUGAUACUAUGCGUGCUAUUGUUAAUAUAAUACUUGAUGAGUCCGUUAGACAACCUAAUCUACGCUACAGUGGUGCUAGACUUUGUAAAACACUGUGUGAUGACCUUGUUGUCCCACCUGAUCGAAAUAAUUUCAGAAAUAUACUCUUGCUAAGGUGUAAUCAGGAGUUUAAACGCCGAGAAAGUCUUGCUCAAGCAGAAGAUGGAGGAACAUAUUUUAGAGGCUUUGCUAUGUUUUUAGCUGAACUCUUCUCUCAGUUGGAAGUGAAAAAGCAAAAAAUUAGUGUGUUGGGUGACAAUUUACCUUUUCUGAUUAAAACUGUUUUAGCGUAUGGAUGUCCUGAAAAUUUUAAAUGUGCCUGCCAAAUACUCAAGCUCGUCGGUGCAUAUUUGGAAGAUUAUGAAAGAGCAAAAAUAGAAAACAAUGGAAUGGCACCUGAGAUGGAUAGUAUAAUGUGCACCUUAAAAAACCUCUCUAGUAAUACUGAAUAUUCAAG
Messenger RNA from Stegodyphus dumicola, 1101 nucleotides. RefSeq names its product Poly(A) binding protein interacting protein 1 (gene Paip1). The record is from RefSeq and is a predicted model, not a curated record. Lineage: Eukaryota; Metazoa; Arthropoda; Arachnida; Araneae; Eresidae. Gene Ontology annotation, biological process: regulation of translational initiation. Gene Ontology annotation, molecular function: RNA binding; translation activator activity; protein binding.